CGCCUUGCUGCCCUCAGCGUCCGCCUGUCGCUUCUCCAUCCCUCGCUCUUUCCGUCUCCCUGGCAACGGCGCCCUCCCCGCCCCCUCUGGCCUCCCCCGAUGUCCGCCGGCGACGGGCGCCCCUCGCAGCCCCCCUCGCGCUUCAGCACCGCGGCCGCCGCCAUGCAGGGGGAGGACGCCCGGUACCUCAAGAGGAAGGUAAAGGGGGGAAAUAUUGAUGUACAUCCAUCAGAAAAGGCACUUAUUGUUCACUAUGAAGUGGAAGCUACCAUCCUUGGGGAGAUGGGAGAUCCCAUGCUGGGAGAGCGAAAGGAGUGUCAAAAAAUCAUCCGACUGAAGAGUCUCAAUGCAAACACAGACAUUUCUUCCCUGGCUCGGAAGGUGGUGGAGGAAUGCAAGCUUAUUCACCCCUCCAAACUAGCAGAGGUAGAACAGUUGCUGUAUUACCUGCAGAACCGCAGAGACACCUCAUCGGCAAAAGAAAAGAAGGAAAAAUCCAAUAAGCCAAAAGAUCCACCACCUUUUGAAGGGAUGGAGAUUGAUGAAGUAGCCAAUAUCAAUGACAUGGACGAAUACAUUGAACUACUUUAUGAAGAUAUUCCUGAUAAAGUGCGUGGUUCUGCACUCAUUCUGCAGCUGGCCAGAAAUCCUGAUAAUCUGGAAGAACUUCUGCUUAAUGAAACUGCACUGGGGGCUUUGGCCAGAGUUCUACGAGAGGACUGGAAACAAAGUGUAGAACUUGCUACUAAUAUCAUUUAUAUUUUCUUCUGCUUCUCCAGUUUUUCUCAGUUUCAUGGACUUAUCACACACUACAAGAUUGGGGCUCUCUGCAUGAACAUCAUUGAUCAUGAAUUGAAGAGGCAUGAGCUGUGGCAGGAAGAACUCACCAAGAAGAAGAAAGCUGUUGAUGAAGAUCCUGAUAAUCAGACCCUGAAAAAAGAAUAUGAAAAAACCUUUAAAAAGUACCAGGGGCUUGUUGUCAAGCAAGAGCAGCUACUUCGAGUUGCCCUUUACCUGCUGUUGAAUCUUGCGGAGGAUACUCGUACUGAGCUGAAGAUGAGAAACAAAAACAUUGUCCACAUGUUGGUGAAAGCUCUGGACCGGGAUAACUUUGAGCUGCUGAUACUGGUUGUGUCAUUUCUGAAGAAACUCAGCAUCUUCAUGGAAAACAAAAAUGAUAUGGUUGAAAUGGAUAUUGUUGACAAACUGGUUAAAAUGGUACCAUGUGAACAUGAAGAUUUGCUGAACAUUACUCUUCGACUUUUAUUGAACCUUUCAUUUGACACAAGCUUGAGAAAUAAAAUGGUACAAGUUGGGCUUCUUCCAAAACUCACUGCAUUGUUGGAAUUCAUCAUGCGAAAGGCUGGACUAGAUGAAUCCCAAGCCGGAAUUAAGAUUGCCGGAAGAAAUAUCAACAACCUCAGAUAUGCAGAUGACACAACCUUGAUGGCAGAAAGCGAGGAGGAAUUAAAGAACCUUUUAAUGAGGGUGAAAGAGGAGAGCGCAAAAUAUGGUCUGAAGCUCAACAUCAAAAAAACCAAGAUCAUGGCCACUGGUCCCAUCACCUCCUGGCAAAUAGAAGGGGAAGAAAUAGAGGCAGUGAGAGAUUUUACUUUCUUGGGCUCCUUGAUCACUGCAGAUGGUGACAGCAGUCACGAAAUUAAAAGACGCCUGCUUCUUGGGAGAAAAGCAAUGACAAACCUAGACAGCAUCUUAAAAAGCAGAGACAUCACCUUGCCAACAAAGGUCCGUAUAGUUAAAGCUAUGGUUUUCCCAGUAGUGAUGUAUGGAAGUGAGAGCUGGACCAUAAAGAAGGCUGACCACCGAAGAAUUGAUGCUUUUGAAUUAUGGUGCUGGAGGAGACACUUGAGAGUCCCAUGGACUGCAAGAAGAUCAAACCUAUCCAUUCUUAAGGAAAUCAGCCCUGAGUGCUCCCUGGAAGGACAGAUCGUGAAGCUGAGGCUCCAAUACUUUGGCCACCUCAUGAGAAGAGAAGAAUCCUUGGAAAAGACCCUGAUGUUGGGACAGAUUGAGGGCACUAGGAGAAGGGGACGACAGAGGACAAGAUGGUUGGACAGUGUUCUCGAACAUGGGGUCACGAAGAGUCGGACACGACUAAACGACUAAACAACAACAACAACAUCUGCAAAAUUAGUUUCUGGAUAUUCUCAAUCAGUGUUCGAAACUCACAUUGUUCUAGGUGCAUUUUGUGACAGGGAAUUUCAUUAGCACAAGCAGUUUCUGAGCUCUGGGUGCAGUACUGCGCCUAAGAUUUCAGAUUAAAACUGCAGAGUGGAAGGAAAGGAGGACCUUUUUCUGCCUCCCCACUUCCAGCUACUCUCUGAAGACUGGAAAAGAGACCCUCUUAAAAGGGCAGGGGAAGGACUAGACUAUGUGAAAAAUGAACAUAAUAUUUUAGCUGCAGGUCAUUCAUUUUCAGCUUUGUAUUCUUAUUAUUAAAAAAGCAUGCCUAGACAUUCCAUUGUUGCCUUAUAACCUCGGUUUAAGGUGCCAUUUAGCUCCUAGCUUUCAUAUCUCAGUUUCUAACACUGUUCUCAAUAUUUAUUUGUGUGGCAGUUCUUUAGUACAGGAAUAUAACAAGACUGCAUAUUUAUUUCUCUGUCCAGAUCAUCACUUUACAUAGUCAUCCAGCUAAAAGAUGUAUUUUGGAGGGACAUCCAAUCUGAUGAAGUUCAAACAGGUCACUGUUUGUAGUAAUAUUGAAUUACCUAUUGGCAAGGGCAUAACAUUUAUAAUUCUGAACCCUCACUUACAUUCUGCUUUUUAUAUGAUCAUCAUAACAGUUGCUUUAAGUGGCUGAAAGUCCUUUGGUAUAUUGACAAAGGCAGCACAUAUCACAAGGUCUCGAAAGACUUCUGCUGAUAUGCCCACACAGAUAUUUAGCACCUCAUGAACCUGUUUGUCUCCAGAAAGAACCCAGCUUGCUUUCCGCCAGCCAGUUCUGUCAAAAACUUCUACCACGCAUAUCAGUUAGUUAGCUGUACUUUUCUUUUGUUGGCUGCAAGUUUUGUGCAGACUGUUGUGAAGCUGGGCAAGGCAAAUCCUACAGAGAUGGCUUUUUAUUCCCCUAACAGCUGAAAACCCAAGCCUUGGGAGCCUGUUUCCAUCUAGCCUUGUCCAGAGAGGUGUGAGCAACAAAAUAUUUCCUCAUAAUUCUCUUGUAAUCCUGGCAUGACCCUGUUUUGUGUUGGUUUGAAAAUAAGAGGAAUGGCUGUCGGCCUGUCUGAAAAAAGUAGGUUGGGAUCUCAGUGUGCUUGAAACACGCUUGUGGAUACUACACAGACAGACACUUGGGGUGGAUUUUUGCAUUCUGUUUCUUGAUUUUUGCGUGGUGCCUUAUGGGUGCUUUUUUAUAUAGAAAAAAUUGUGUCCGUACCCACCACGAAGUUGUUCUAGUAAGUGCCACACUUUUAACAUUUGGAAAAGAAGGUGCUGGUACUGUGUGCCUCAGAGUACCCCCAUGGGAAAAAGCACUGGGCCGUCAAGAUAGCAGGGGGAGCUAAUGGGUUGCUCUCUAGAAGUUAUGGACUACAGCUCCCAUUACCACUAACCAUUACUAUGGUACCUCUACUUACGAAUUUAAUGCGUUCCGAACACACAUUUGUAAGUCGAAAAAAUUUGUAAGUCGAAUCCCAUAGGAAUGCAUUGGGAGAAAAAAAAUCGUAAGUAGAAGCAACCCUAUCUAAAAAUUCGUAAGUAGAAAAAAAUCCUAUCUAAACCGCAUCCAAGAUGGCGGACGGAGCUCCAGUCGUAAGUAGAAACAUUCGUAAGUAGAGUUAUUCGUAAGUAGAGGUACCACUGUAUAUGAAUCAGGUGGCUUGAUAGUCAUUGGAAGCUUAAACAAAAGGAACUGUAACAAUCUAAGUGCACCAUUCCAUCUUUUGAAAGGACAGGAAGGCCUUUCUUGACAACCUUUCAGAACAUAAAGAGGAUUGUGGCAGAAUGAAUUGAUUAUUGUAAGUUAGUGCUGGGCCCAGAUAAAUUAUGCUUGAGUGGUGUUAUACCGUAGUCCAGGGUUAGAGAGCUGGCCAGUGGACUGGAUCCUGAUCUCCCCCAACCCCUGUGGGUCAUUUUAACAGGUCAUUUUAACAGGUGAGUGAGGGUUGUCCACCUAUCAUUCCCUGCUUCCUGCAUCAUUCUUUGCAGGUUUAGGGCAGGUGGUUUAGGGUUUAGGGCAGGUGGGUGUGGCUUGGAAGAAAUGGCCUUCCCAGCCAAACCACAGAGCCUAGGGCUUGCUGAUCAGAAGGUCAGCGGUUCAAAUCCCCGUGGCAGGGUGAGCUCCCGUUGCUCGGUCCCAGCUCCUGUCAACCUAGCAGUUCGAAAGCAUGACAAAGUGCAAGUACAGUGGUACCUUGGUUUAAGUACACAAUUGGUUCCGGAAGUCUGUACUUAACCUGAAGUGUACUUAACCUGAAGUGAACUUUCCCAUUGAAAGUAAUGGAAAGUGGAUUAGAAUCAUAGAAUCAUAGAGUUGGAAGAGACCACAAGGGCCAUCCAGUCCAACCCCCUGCCAAGCAGGAAACACCAUAAAAGCAUUCUUGACAUAUGGCUGUCAAGCCUCUGCUUAAAGACCUCCAAAGAAGGAGACUCCACCACACUCCUUGGUAGCAAAUUCCACUGCCGAACAGCUCUUACUGUCAGGAAGUUCUUCCUAAUGUUUAGAUGGAAUCUUCUUUCUUGAAGUUUGAAUCCAUUGCUCCAUGUCCGCUUCUCUGGAGCAGCAGAAAACAACCUUUCUCCCUCCUCCAUAUGACAUCCUUUUAUAUAUUUGAACAUGGCUAUCAUAUCACCCCUUAACCUUCUCUUCUCCAGGCUAAACAUACCCAGCUCCCUAAGCCGUUCCUCAUAAGGCAUCGUUUCCAGGCCUUUGACCAUUUUGGUUGCCCUCUUCUGGACACGUUCCAGCUUGUCAGUAUCCUUCUUGAACUGUGGUGCCCAGAACUGGACACAGUACUCCAGGUGAGGUUAAUCCGUUCCAGAUGGGUCCGCGGAGUACUUAAACUGAAAGUACUCAAACCAAAGCGUACUUAAACCGAGGUAUGACUGUAGAUAAAUAGGUACCGCAGGAAGGUAAACAGUGUUUCCGUGUGCUGCUCUGGUUUGCCACAAGCGGCUUAGUCAUGCUGGCCACAUGACCUGGAAGCUGCUCCCUCGGCCAGUAACGCAAGAUGAACGCCGGAACCCCAGAGUCGGUCACGACUGGACCUAAUGGUCAGGGGUCCCUUUACCUAUGCAUUCUAACACUGUGACACCAGAUGGUGCUGUGGAGUUCUGUUUUUGCUAACUCGAUUUCUCAUACAAAGUUUGAGAUGCAUUUAAUUGAAACACUUCUUUGAUGUGUCUAGAUCCAGCUUUUGUUUCCCUAGGAAAAAUUUUCUUGACAAAUAUAGUGUAAUAAGGCCUGUCUCUGAAGUCACUUGAUCCAUCUGCCUAUAAAGUUGAAUUGUUCAUCAAAAUUGGGGCAUCGUAAAACUAUGUUAACCAAGAUGAUUUUUAAAGUUAGUAAAUAGUUUUUAACCUUCUUUUGACUGCAAAACCUUGUUCUUUUUCCUGAAUCAGUUCUAUGAGGGGUGGUGCCGUUGGUAAAAAAAAUGAAUGAGAAAAUGUUUGUACAAUCCCAGUUCAAAAUGAUUCUCCACCUCAGCUACAUAGUUUCACAUUUGUGGCAUAAUUGAAUGGCCUUAACUUUGAUUGUGGUUAUUUUUUCUAAACCCCCUUCCGAGAAAGGCCUGGUCUUCAAAACCUGUUUGCUACUUCGGAUUUCUCUGAAGGAAAGUAUUGCAAUUUGUUUCUUUAAUAAGUGGUGAUUUAGAACCUCGAAACAGAUGAUCAUAUUCAAAUCUGGAGAUAAACACGUUCAUGGAGUGCCGAAGUGCUAAAUAUCUGUUUGGGCAUAUCAAGUUGUGCUUAUACUGUAACUUGUAACUGCUGCCUCCUGUGCUUUUGCUGUACUUGCAACACUGAAGUGACCUCGUAGACGCAAACUUGGGUAGUGUGUAUGGAGGUGCUGGGCUGCCCAAGACUUGCCCCUGCCUUGCUGUUGUGGUCCAAAGAAAAGGAAAGCAAUACAUUUGGUACCAGCUUGGUGGCAGGAGUUGCCCGAAGGAGGCAUAUCAGACACUAUCCAACAGCCUUAGGGACUCCACUCCAGAUUUGUGUAGGGUUUACUCCUUAGCCUUUUAUUCUCCCAAAGAUGUACUGCAAGACAUUUUUCCUUGGGGUUUACAACCAAAGCCUUUUUAAUGAAUGAGUGUGUAGCCACAAGGCUGCAGUGGUUUAGGGCCUGAGUUUUCCUUCUCCUAGUUGGGCUACUUUGCCAGGUUGCCCAUCUGCGCUUCAAGCUUAACUUGUUCACAAAGUUUAAUUGAUAGUCAAAAACAACUGCAAAUAAACUUUGUUUUUAUGUCUUUACACAUGUAUUGUAUAUGUGUAAAUAUAUGCUGCUAUUGUGUUCAGUUUUAUCUUCAACUUUUAAAAAGUUGAAUGCCUUCUUUGUCUACCAGAGCUAUGAUCUUUUUUCUUUUUUAAAAUAAAGGUUCCAUUAUUUUUAUGAACAUUUAUUUCCAAGAAGUUUUAAACCAACUUUUCCUUUAUGCCCUGGCUUGGCCUUUUCAUAAUGAAUUUAAUAUGCAGUUUCACACAUUUGUUUGAGAAAGGACCUUCUUAUGGGCUACAGCAAUGUUGUUCUAAUUUUAAUAAGCCUAAUUUAUCCUAUAAAGAAACAUACAUUUUCCAACCCGAUUAAGUGAGCAAACAAUUGGGGUUAGAUGUGGCAGAUCGUAACAGAAAGCACAUGUCCUGCCCUGAGAGCACAGCAUAGUCUCUUAUCAGGAUUGCUUGAAGUUAUUCAUGGUAGUAAAAUGUUAUGCUUCCUCCUGUUUUCCCAAUUAAAUGAGGAAACCUUUAUUCCUAUGGCAGUCCUACCACAGCUGGUUUCAAUAUUUUGUGUGUGAACAUUGCCUAAGGUGUCCUUUUCUUUCUAGCAGUAACUAGCUGAAUCAUAUUAAGAAUGAAAGGGAUUGGCCUUGGGAAAACAGUAAUUAUUCAGAGAUUUAUUCAGAAGGUGGGUUUUGUGCUAUUUGCAGCAUGCAUGGCUUGGAAAAACAUUUGCCUCCAUAAUCCAUGUAGGUCUAGAGUUGUCUAGAUAGAAGGCCCUAUGGCAAAAGAGAUCCUAGGCUAUGCUUGCACUGAAGUUUCAACAGUGCUAGAUUACGUCAUUCAAGGGUGGGUGGGAUUACAAAUUGCAGUUUUGCCUGUUUUUGAAGGGAAGCUCACCCAUAUUGCAGGAUUUGGUUCUAGUGCUACUUGGAUGGUCAUUUCCAGAAGGUGAUGCUUGGGGCCCCAUCAUAGCUGCCAAGUUUUCCCUUUUCUCGCGAGGAAGCCUAUUCAGCAUAAGGGAAAAUCCCUUAAAAAAAGGGAUAACUUGGCAGCUAUGGGCCCCAUGGAGCCUUCAGUUUGGGGUUCCUCGGGGUUUAAUUUUAUUCCCUGUGCUGUUUAACAUCUACAUGAAACCACUGAGUGAAGUUAUCUGGAGUUUGGGAGUAUAUUGUCAACAAUACCGGUAUGCUGAUGACACACAGCUCUACUUCUCCUUUACCCUUUCUGGUGAGACAGGGAUGAACGGGGACCAUGGCCUUACCUCAGUAAUGAAGAUGAGAGCCAACAAACUGAAACUUAAUCCAGAUAAGACCUAGGCCAGGCAUAGGCAAACUCAGCCCUCCAGAUGUUUUGAGACUACAAUUCCCAUCAUCCCUGACCGCUGGUCCUGCUAGCUAGGGAUCAUAGGAGUUGUAGUCCCAAAACAUCUGGAGGGCCGAGUUUGCCUAUGCCUGACCUAGGCACUGUUAGUGGGGUGAUAGAUGAAAGGUUGCUUGCUCUUGAUGGGGUUACACUUGCCCCUGAAGGAGCAGGUAUGCAGCUUGAGGGUAUUCCUGGAUCUUUUGGUGUCACUUGAGGCUCAGGUGGCCUCAGUGUUGUGGAGUGCCUUCCAUCAGCUUCUGCUGGUGGCCCAGAUGUGACCCUUUCUGGACAGGGAUAGAUCAACUUCUGUUUUCUUUGUUCUGGUAACCGCUAGGCUGGAUUACUGCAACACAUUAUACGUAGGGCUACCUCUGAAGACGGUUCAGAAACUUCAGCCUGGUGCAGAAUUCUGCUGGUUAAUUCCACCGUAUCUUAUGCUUUGUCAUACAGUCAGUGAGAGGGACGUUCCUUGUGUCUCAGUUCCAGGGCUGGUGUAAAGUUGCCCCAUUGACAGGGCUCAUGGUCUGGAGAGGUAUAGCAUAUGUGUGUGCCUCCCUGUGUUGUCUCCCACCCUGUCCCACUUUAAGGUGUUUUCAAAGGCAUACUUUUGCCAGCAGAACUGCUACACUGAUGAAGUUUUCCAUUGGCCUAUCUGCCAUGGUGGCAGCAUAUUUCAUGUUCCAUCGGCAUAGUAGGACUUCUGCCAUAUUGCCUCUUGGCCAGUGUGACUUUUUUUGCGGAAUUCCUCUGUUAAUCUAAAAAUUAUUACAUGUGGGAAAUAAAACAAAAAGUGGAAAAAUAAGCUCAAUAGGGUACAGGCAUUGUCUUGUUCUGUGUGGGAGCAGGCAAAGGUGAUAGGAUGGUAUGCAAAGGAAGGCAUACAUUUCGGGGUUUCAUGUAGUGAUGUGCACAUAUUCUUUAGCGCAGAUGCGUCACAUUGGUUCUAAUGAGUAGGGCGUACAAGUCACAAAAUGUAGAGAGAGGAUUAAAACCUCAGUGUUGCAUUGCAGCCCUAGCAUGGUUAGGGAUUGUGUACUAAUGAGCAGAAUAGAGUAGUUUUGGUCCAUAAUUGCUGCUACAUGGCUUGCUUAAUGUUCAAAAGCUUAAAAUAAUUUUGAACUUUGGAUCCAUCAUAUGUGUAGUUGGAGCUUUUAAUUUGUUUAAAACUUGUUGUGAAAACAGCCCAAGGGACACAAUAUUUUUCCACCCCAGCUGUUCCAGAUGAACUGCAGCUGCAAAUUUAACGGUAUUAUUUCUAUAAACCACUGAGUAUAUUUUAUAAUGGCAAUAAUUUCCACAGAAAAACCAGUUAUUGCUGCUAAUGACUGGGUUGUUGAGCAUUAACAGCCUUCAGCUGGGAAUGACCAAGUGUUCUGGAAUGGUAGUAUAAAUGCAAAGGACAAUUGAAUAACACUUUGGAAUAAUGAUUUGAUUAAUCAAUGAUAAAUUCCUGUGGGAAUAAAUUCAAAGUAUUUCUGACCACCCAGUUUAUUAGCCAGUGAGCUCAUCAUUAUUUAACCUUAUUACCAUAAUACAUAAUGUCCAGGCUGUUAGUUGCUAGAGCUGUCCUUAAGUGUUUUGGCCAAUGCACUGUUAGUCAUUAAAUGCUGUUGUUUUUAAGCAGCUUGUCUCUCUGCAAGGCAUCAUAUGACUAUUUUUAUCCUUGUCUUUUAAAAACCUUUGCAUAGAAUUGGCAUUUGUGUUUGUAUCUGAAUUGUUGCCUUGCUACGACUUUCCCUAUGAAACAUCAUGUAAUCUUGCACUCAAAUUGGGUCAAUAUGGUGUGCUGUGCUUCUCCCUUCUCUUUGCCUAUCUGCCUUCCAACUUUGUCCACUCAUAGUGCAAAUAACUGGCAGAUGCACAAUGACAUCAAAACUCCUUGUGAUAGAAAUUGAUGUGACAGUUAUUCGUGCUCUCCGAAUGUUGUUAGUACAAAAUGAGUGUUGACCACCCAUAAUGUCUUGGUCUACUUGACCAACUGCGUAACAAACCAAAGAGCUACCAGUCCCAUAACCUUUUUCUUGCUCUUCCCGUGCUUUCAGCAACCUGCUGCCUCUAGCAUAUUGCAGUGGUUGAGAAACUCACUUUCAAAUUGAGAUUGGCAAAGGGAAAAUAAUCAACAUUGGACUGUUAUAUGGAACGUGCCCGUGAUUUAUAUUAGAGCAGUGUUCCUCAACCUUGGGCCUCCAGCUGUUUUGGGACUACAACUCCCAUCAUCCUUAGCUAGCAGGACCAGUGGCCGGGGAUGAUGGGAGUUGUAGUUCCAAAACAGCUGGAGGCCCAAGGUUGAGGAACACUGUAUUAGAGGACACAGACCUGCGUAAGGAAUGACAGGGUGUAUGUAUUCCUCAAGUUCUGGGACAAGGUCUAGAGUGGGCAAAGAUGUAGGUUGUACAACUGAAAUAGCCUCCUUUUCACACUAGAUUUGGAGGAGGAAUGCGUUGAUGCUGUAGUGCUUAUACUAAGCUAUAUUGCUGUGUGCAAUAUCAUCCCCCUGCUUUGUUUUUUAUUUUUUUAUUGGGAGCGGGGCAAGAGAAGGAUUUGCCACAUGAUUCGGUGGAAGGAGUGAGUGUGGGUUUCUAAGCACUUUGAACUUAGAUUGGACUUGCAGUAGGAUCUUUACAGAUUCUCUUGCCAGUUCCCUCUUGCUCUUCACCACGAAACCAUUAACAGUACUAAGGAAAUUUUCUUUAAAUGGUAUGCAUAUUGGUAAAAGGGGUGUGCAUAUUGUUAAUUGCCCCUAUAAUAGAGCAAUUCUCUCUUAUCUUCAGAACACAGUGGGCAUGAUUAAUCUAAAAUUAAGUACUUUUCAGUUUCAUUGAUUUCCAUAGGAAAAAUCCAUUACCUAUGCAGCUAGACUGUGCUAAAUCUAUUUUUGAUUAGAUCUUUAAUAUGGAACGAGUUGCCUACUAAUACUCUAAAAGCCUUCAUCCCCAGUUCUUUGUUGAAUCUUCAGAAUCAACUGUUAGAAUUCCCAUGAUAAAUGGCAGCUCCGUAACACUAAGCUUAUCCUUAGCUUACUGAGUUGAAAGGGUUGGGACGGGCAGGAAAUGGCAAAGACAGGGGAACAGUGGGAGUGAAGAGACCUGGUAGCCUGACAUCCUGAAGUAUUAGAACCUAAUACUAAGAGAGAAAUACUUGGGAGCAUGAAGAAUAAAUCAGGAGAGACAACAACUGGCUCAAUGUGCUAUCAAGGUGUAUCCAAAAUGAUUCUUUCUUUGAUUCUGCCUGGUGUUGCAUUUACUUCAAAAUGUUUUCUUUGUUCCUUUUUUAUUUUUAAAGGGCAGUAACGGUGGAAUAGUACAAAUGCUUGUCUCCGAAAUGGUAAACUCUGAAGUCUUUUAAAAACCUGGUUAAAUGUGCAUUAAUGCCAAUUCAAACAUGAUGGAUUCAUCUAGGUUAUCCUUUUUGUCCAUUUCUUU
Zootoca vivipara (common lizard) is the source of this 11183-nucleotide messenger RNA. The record is from RefSeq and is a predicted model, not a curated record. Lineage: Eukaryota; Metazoa; Chordata; Lepidosauria; Squamata; Lacertidae.